Elgaria multicarinata webbii is the source of this 4170-nucleotide messenger RNA. RefSeq names its product KIAA1210 ortholog. The coding region runs from base 93 to 3119 and encodes 1008 amino acids. The record is from RefSeq and is a predicted model, not a curated record. The transcript has 12 exons. Lineage: Eukaryota; Metazoa; Chordata; Lepidosauria; Squamata; Anguidae.
CUGACGAGUGGGAUUCUCAGAUCAAUGGCAGCCCCCUUACUCAUCUAUGAGGAGUCAUUGAAUUUUUGCACAUCGACUGUAGAUGCGUGGUCAUGGCAGGCUUCUAUAAUUGUUUGAAAAGCAACAAUGACUGCAUCAUGGCAGCCAGAACAGUGGAUCUGAUAGAGCCACUCGAUGGGGAAGAAUCGGGUGAAGAAUUUUCAAGAAAGAAAAAAUCCAAGUUUCAGACCUUCAAGAACUUCUUUGCCAAGAAGAAAAAGAAGAGCAAAGAGCUGUCGUCUCCCACGGGAGGAGAAAGCAAACUCAAGACAAGUCAGUCCAGUAACGAUGUCAACUUCGAUUCCAGCAUCCUCCAUUUGCCAGCGGAGCCCGGGCCCAAAGGGAGCAUGGGAAAUAAAGCCUUGUCGCAUGACAGCAUCUUCAUCUUUGAAUCGUUGCCAGAUGUCCCUGGCAAAACGUCCUUGCAGGAAAACCUUCCGGGGAAGGUGAAAGCUUUGCAGCUUCGGUUGCAGCAGAACCUCCGGCUUGGAUCGGCCCCUCUUGGCAUCACUGGCAGGAAAGCGGAAGCCCUGGGCGCGCUGUCCAAAGAGGGCGGCUUACCCAGGAGUCCGCCAGAAAUCUCCGCUCUCCAUGCCAUUCUGGCCGGUUCAAGGAGCCAGUCUUCCAGCCCUGCCCAGCACCAUCGCUCUUUGAGUUUAGCGGGGACAGACAGUGAAGAUGAGCAGGUAAAUGCAGCGCUGCCCAGCCCCGGAAACAGACCUGUCGAGCGGCCUGCCAUUGGGACAGACCAGGGAAGGCCUCUCAGCCCGCUGCCUCCUGCACGGCGUGGGAGCCCGCCUGCCACGCCCGCCUGCCGCUUGCUUCUGGCUGACUUCAACAGCCCGGCCAUCCCGCUGGGCCACCUGGACACCUCGGCGGCCAGGCACAGGAUUGCCAUAAAUCCGCGGAAGCACAAGGCCUUUGCCAGCCGGAGCCGGGCCCUUCCUGUGGAGAAGGAGCAACACCUUCCUGGAACAGCUGAAAGAAAAGCAAAAUUACUUGAGGUAUCUGAAAGUCAAGAAGUGGACUGGAAAGGCCCUUCAAUCCAGAAUGCAAGGAACUUAAGCGGGACUUGGACAAACAAAGCGCUGCCUGUGAGUAGGGCCUGUGAUGCUUUGCGUUACUCUUGGAACGCAGGCCCUGGCACAGGCGGGAUCUGUGCCUCGACACUGGAGGACCGGAACUUGCUGGCGACGGAUCUCCAGGCCAGCAUCGCGGUGUCCUGUCCAAAAGCCCUGUCUUCUCUAACCAAGCAUGAAGGAGAAGAAGAAGUGGAGGAGGAUGGAGGGGAAGAAACGGGGUGGCCCCCUGAGGACCUUGCGCUAAACCCAUGGAGCUCCAGGAACGCAGUUCUGGAGAGGACCGAAUCUUUACGGACUGAAAGUGUAGCCUCUGGGCUUUGUGAGGUGUUGCUUCCUGUCUUGCGUGGAAGUGUCGUAGGAGAGGACGCAGUGGGAUGGAUCCGUGCCCCCUGCCCACAACUGGUGGAGCAACAAGCGGAAGACUCUAGCGCUGGCAGUGAUGCAAGACCAGGUGGCGGGAGCAGCUCUGGUGCCUUGGAGGCAGGUCCUGCGCCCCAGGGUCCUUCAUCCACUUUGGAGGCUCCCUCAGAAGCAGAGAAGGUCACGGCACUGGCCCUCGGAAGCAGCCCAGCCAUCAAGGAAGACGUGAGGCGGGCUGCAGACGUGGGGCUUCAGCUGGUUGAAGGCUGCACGAAGCCAACAGCCGCUCCAUGGGGGAUGCCUGCCAUCUUGGAUGCUGGCCUAGAUGGCCCUUUGCUUCAGAGCGCAGUGGGGGAGACGCCAUGUCUCCCGAGGGAGCGCCAUUGCGCUGUUCUCAGCGGUGGCCUGGGUGAGGAAGAGGCUGACCCCGUUCGAAAGCUGGCCGGCCUCCCUUCAGGAGGUCUGCCGGCCAUGGGAGCUGCUGAGGACGCGCCUCAGAGCAGCCUUCCCCACGACCACGCUGGAGAUGGAGACCAUUCGGGGGGAGUGGAAGCGAGGGAAGGGAGCCCAGCACCAGACGAGAAUCCAGCCAAGAGCCUGGCCAGGUCCGCUUCUGCCAAGCCAGUCAGGUUCACCAUCGCUCCCGCCUGGCAGAGGUCUCUCUCAGGAGGUUCGCACCCUGCGGAGGGAUCCGGCACGAGAAGCGCCCCGUCUUCCCCCAUAAGGCCAGAGCUCUUCAAAGGGAUGCCUCUGCUGGAGCCAGCCGCACAUGGGUGCGGGCGGAGCAGCCCGGAAGGACUCGAGGGGGGCAACGGGGACAUCACGGCCCACCAGCCCUCUGCUCUCGAGGGGACGAGGGACAAGGAGCUGGGCCAUGAGAGCCCCUUUGGGGUGAAGCUGAGGAGAACGUCAUCUUUACUGAAAUACCAGGCGGAGCAGCAGCCCCCACCCCUGCCCCCAAAGCAGCCCCCGCCACUGCUGGCUGCUGAAGCCUCCUCCGUCUCCGUCAUCGAGGCGCCAACGCCAGCGGAUCCCGGGACCCCACUCCAAACUUGUCCUGCUGGCACUAAAGCUUUGGCUACAAGAUCCGGCUUCCAGGAGGACAGAAAUCCCCCCAAGGCCAAAGGAGACGCAGGGGCAGCCAAGCCGCAGGCAGGCAGGCCCUCCUCAGAGCACACGCCGGCUGGGCGCCCGGAAGCUCCCCCCUCCCGACCGGUGUGGAUUUCGAUGGCGAAGCAGCAGCAGAAGGGCUUCCGGGGCCCGGACCUUGCCAGAAGACAGAGAGGGGGCGGGAAGCCCCCUGCCAGAGCAGAACAUGCACGGGAGACGGGUGCUGGGGCUUCGCAGUGGCCAGAAAAGGACGUGAACCCUACUGGUGAGGAUGUCAUGAAGAAGAGCGUCCCUCACCACCUGUGGGCACUUGAGAGAGGAGCAAAGUCAAAGGUCUUGUCUGCACCACUUACAAAAGCAGUGCCUGUCUGGGCGCCGAUGCAGGAAACCCCCCCGGCGGAAGCAGGGCCCCAGCGGACGCUGAGCCUGCCCCUGUCCUCGUGCAGCGGCCCCGCUGAGCCGCCCUGGCUUUCCCUGGCCAAGAAAAAGUCCAAAGCCUGGAGCGAGAUGCCUCAGAUCGUCCAAUAGCUGCUCGGGAGGGCCGGCUCCGCGCACACGUGGCCGAGUGCAGUGGGAGGAGCAUGCCGUUGGCCACAAACGGGCUUCUUUCAGGACUGCUUUCCUGACCACUGGGGCUGAUGGGAGUUGAGGUCCACAACAUCUGGAGGGCCCUGGGUUGAGGAAGGGUGACCUACAGGCUGGAUGGGAGGAGCUGCAGAGUUCUCACGGGAGGCCUUGAUGUGGGGGAAGGAGGCUGCUGUUCACGCGUGGCUAGCUGGAGGAGGGCCUCUUCCUACCAAACGCUAAACUGUAGGGGACCGUGGGUAUGACCCGAGGCCUCUGCGCCUCCUCUUGUCCUGCGAAAUCUGCAUUGCUGGCAGCUGAAGGCGGAGGCUGGGUUUCUUGCGCUGGUCCUUCCCACGCCCCACGCAGUGUCCUAGCAGCAAACGUGGCUUCAAGGCCAGUCUGGGUAGCUUUGUUGUGCAGUAGGCAGCACCAGUCGUCCCAGGGAUGGGCCAUGCUGCCUUUGCCACCCGGGCAGAAGCUGGCGCCUCCGGGGCUUUGGACUUCCAACUCCCAGAAGCCCCUGCCGGCAUGGCUGGUGGUCAGGAUGCUGGGAGUGGAAGUCCUGGGCAGCUGUGGCAGGGUCUCCUUCCCACUGGGCCCCGGCCGAGGCAACUGGUGCUGAGUGAACAGGCCGGAGCCGCUGCUGCCGCCCUCACAGCCUCCACGGUGACGGCUCCAGUUCCCUGCAGCUUCCCUGGUCCCUAAUGACAUUUUGGCCACCAGUCCAGGAAACGGGCAAUGAAAUUCUAACCUGCCAUUAACCCCCUCCCUUAGUAUUGGCUGGUUCAGACGGCCACCCAGACCCCCUUCUCCUCUGCAAAGGACACCAAAGCAAUGUAGUUCUUGGGGCAGCAGCGGGUGGUUUGUUUGUUUCUGUUUUAUGGUGUCUUUAUAUGCCUUUUAACAUGUCUAUGUACAUAUUUCCUUUUUUGUAAUCCCUGACCGCCCCGCCUUCUUUUGUAUUUUGUUCCCAUAUUUUUUGUUUAUUAUUAAAUACGUUUGUCAUAAUGGA